Messenger RNA from Nipponia nippon (crested ibis), 282 nucleotides. NCBI's taxonomy places the organism in Eukaryota, Metazoa, Chordata, Aves, Pelecaniformes, Threskiornithidae. The record is from RefSeq and is a predicted model, not a curated record.
GGGGGAGCCCUGAGCUUUGGGGAAAGGGGGGAGCCCCGAGCCUCAGGGAAAAGGGGGAGCGGGAGCCCUGGGGAAAGCGGGGGAGCCCCGAGCCCUGGGGAAAAGGGGGAUGCUGGAGAAAAGGGGGAGCCCCGAGCCCUAGGGAAAAGGGGGAGGAAGAGGGGGAGCCCCGAGCCUCCAGCCCUGGGGAAAAGGGAGAACCCUGAGGAAAAGGGGGAGCGCCCGGGUGGUCCCCAAACGCCCCCGGCGCACCCCAAAUCGGGGCCCACCGAGGGACGGUGA